AUGCACCGGAUUCACUCGUGGGCGAAAGCUCACGCCUCCUCUCGCGGCCUGACAGACCAGACUCCCUCCGAACAGGCCGCUGAUCCUGAUCAUACCGAAAAACCUCCUCAAGAUGGACAAGUGAAUGUCCCCGUGGAGGACCCUACUCCAGGGUCCGUCACGGAAUCCAACCCAAAGCCGGGCCUUGCGCGCCGCAUGCGAAACGGAUCCAUCCGUUUCUAUCACCAUACCAAAGAUGCCAUCUGUCACAGCUGGGUCAAUGUCCUGUUAGUCUUUGUACCAGUGGGUAUUGCCUGCGAAGCUGCAGGUCUCGACUCCGCCAUCAUCUUCGCGAUGAACGCAGUGGCCAUCAUCCCUCUCGCUGGACUUCUCAGCCACGCCACCGAGAGCGUUGCCAGUCGUCUGGGCGAUACCAUUGGAGCUCUCAUCAACGUCACAUUCGGAAACGCUGUGGAGUUGAUCAUCUUCAUCAUUGCUCUAGUCAAGAAUGAGAUUCGCAUCGUCCAAGCUUCACUGCUUGGCUCCAUCUUGGCAAACCUACUCUUGAUUAUGGGCAUGGCAUUUCUUUCUGGCGGUCUUCGCUUCCAGGAACAAAUCUACAACAGUACUGUCACCCAAAUGAGCGCCUGUCUGCUCAGCUUGAGUGUGGUCAGUUUGCUAUUGCCUACUGCCUUCCAUGCCUCUUGGUCAGAUAGCGUGAACGCCGACCGAGAGACCAUCAAGGUCAGCCGCGGUACGAGUGUGGUUCUUCUCUUGGUGUACAUUCUCUACAUCAUUUUCCAACUCCGAACCCAUUCCUACUUGUAUGCUAGUAUUCCACAGGCCAUCAUUGAUGAAGAAUCCCAUCCUGGUGUCCUGGCAGAGUUCAUGAACAGCUCUUCGGACUCCUCUUCGAGCUCAAGUGAUGACUCUGAUGAUACUACAACAUCGUGGACAACCGCUAAACGCAUCAAGAGAGCAAUGAAGUACCGCAGACACCGCAAGUCUAGCACAAGCUCAAAGGGUACUGCAUCGCGCACUUCUUUCCAGAAGAAGGCCAUUGCAUCCACCUCCAACCAAAACUCUAUUUCCAAUUCCAUUGGAAGUAAUGAGCAUGCUAUCGAUCUCGGCGAUGAAGUUCGUGAUGAUGCCGAUGAUGAGGCUCAAGACCCGUCCGCAAUUCGUUCUCGUGACUUUGGCAUUGCCUUGAGUCAGAUGGAUAGUCAUUCAAGCAAAAAAUCCAAGAAGCGUGACCGUAAGAAGCGCAAGGCUCUGAAGGCGGAAAAGAAAGCGCAGAUCCAGGCACCUGGCGAAAGCGGCCCUGCGAACGGCAAAGGUCAAGCGGCCAAGGGACUACAGCCUGCGCCCAACUUUGUUGGGUUCGAUGGAAUUACGGAUGAGGCACAGAAGCGCCGCUCGCCCUUCGGACCCAUUCCAUCCUUGCUUUCCAACACCGUGUUCAGCUCCCAAGCACCCAACCUCUCGCCGCGCGUUGGGCCUGCGGGACGCCCCGGCAUCGCCCGCAGCAACUCGUUGCCGGCACACAUUACUCGUCCCCCUCUAGCGGGCAAUCCAGUUCAGUUCGCUCGUGGGGCUUCGCGCCUCACUGAUCCAAGCGAUCCCCCAGUUCCGGAGACAGCCUCCCAGGCCCCGGAACCCGAAAUGUCUCGUACUGCUGCUGUUGUGAUGCUUCUGCUGUCCACCGGUCUUGUCGCUGUGUGUGCGGAGUUCCUCGUUGAUGCUAUUCCGGAUAUGAUCUCCAGCUCAAACGUCAGCGAAGCUUUCAUUGGACUGAUCAUCUUGCCUAUUGUCGGUAAUGCUGCUGAGCACGUCACUGCUGUCAGCGUUGCGACUAAGAACAAAAUGGAUCUGUCUAUCGGUGUCUCUGUCGGAAGUAGUAUUCAAAUUGCUAUCUUCGUUACGCCCUUGGUUGUUAUUCUAGGUUGGUGCAUGGACAAGGACAUGUCUCUUUACUUCACCCUGUUCGAGACCAUCUGUCUCUUUGUCACAACCUUCGUGGUCAAUUUCUUGGUGCUGGAUGGUCGCAGUAAUUACCUUGAAGGUGUACUGCUAAUUGCAGCAUACAUUAUUAUUGCUCUAUCUGCAUUCUUCUACCCUGACAGUGGCCAGGCAAGUAGCAUUGCGGGAUCAGAGUAG
This is a messenger RNA of Penicillium brevicompactum, 2136 nucleotides long. RefSeq lists its product as uncharacterized. The record is from RefSeq and is a predicted model, not a curated record. Gene Ontology annotation, molecular function: calcium:proton antiporter activity. Gene Ontology annotation, biological process: calcium ion transmembrane transport; intracellular calcium ion homeostasis. The coding region runs from base 1 to 2136 and encodes 711 amino acids. The transcript is spliced from 4 exons. Gene Ontology annotation, cellular component: fungal-type vacuole membrane. Lineage: Eukaryota; Fungi; Ascomycota; Eurotiomycetes; Eurotiales; Aspergillaceae.